Leucoraja erinaceus (little skate) is the source of this 3440-nucleotide messenger RNA. RefSeq names its product protein tyrosine phosphatase receptor type Ea (gene ptprea). Gene Ontology annotation, molecular function: protein tyrosine phosphatase activity. The record is from RefSeq and is a predicted model, not a curated record. The transcript is spliced from 18 exons. NCBI's taxonomy places the organism in Eukaryota, Metazoa, Chordata, Chondrichthyes, Rajiformes, Rajidae. Gene Ontology annotation, biological process: protein dephosphorylation. The coding region runs from base 1031 to 2818 and encodes 595 amino acids.
CUCCGUGUCGCAACUCCGCCCUCCCUUUGCGGCCUAACAAUGUAGAGUGGGGCGGCCUUUCCUGGAGACUUGCCCGGAGCAUCAAGCCGUUGGCGCGGCGCGGACUUACCAUCGCGGAGCCGAGGAUCCUUUGCCGAGGAUCGCCAGAAGAAGAGCUCCGACCGCGGGGCCUGUGGACUUUAACACCGUGAAGCCUGCGGUCUCCAUUAAAAAGUGGCCGAUUCGGGAGCUCCAUGCUGCGGAGUGUUCCAAUCUGUCUCGACGCCGGAGUUUUGAUCAUCCCGACGAGAGGGCUUGGACAUCGGACCGUCGGCAAUGGCAAGGGCGGAGGGUUCAAGGCCCCGACAAAGGGGAAGAAGACUGAACUUUAUUGCCUUCCAUCACAGUGAGGAAUGUUGAUUCCACUGCGGUGGAUGUUUAUGUUAAAUUUAUUUUAUGUGUGUAUUGUGUUCUUUUCACUUAGUAUGGCUGUAUGGGAACUCAAAUUUCACUGUACCUUAGUUGGUUAAGUGACAAUGAAAGCGAACUUGAACUUGGAGUGCAAUAACCCACAUGUGCUUGCAUAGUUUUUCCACUGACGUGCAGAGAUGCUGAAGAUGUCCUGCGCCUGCAUUUUUUUUUUUUUUUUUGUUGCUUAUAUUGUCUUUUGGCCGACGAAAUGAAACAAACAGAAAUAACCUACACCCUUAAUGACUAAUCAGAGGUACAGCGAAGCUGGGUUUAAAAUUAAAAUUAACAUUCACCAAAAGGUGGAGCACUUCAAGCUACGUGUUCCCACAGACUAGGAAAUGCAAAAAUUCAACGCCCAACCCACCAAUUCAAACACUGGUGCUGCUGAUAAGGUCCCAGGAGGGUGCAGUGAAGCUGUCUGGAGGAAACUGGCUUUUGCAGCACCGAAGACAGAAAUAAUUUGUACGUGACAGACCAGAAUUCCAAAAGAUUGAAAAGAAGAAGAAAAGAAGUUGUCAUUGGAGGCGAGAAGAAGAUUCCAAAUGGUAUUUUAGAAGAACAAGCAGAGCAACAGACUGUGAUGCUACUUAACAGGUCGCCCACAGUUUCGAAGAGGUACCCACCUAUUCCACUCGAAGCUUUGGAACAUGAAGUCCAGAAACGCUCAGCUGAUGAGGGCAAACUCUUUCGGGAGGAGUUCAAUUCUCUGCCAAUUGGAACAUCACUAGCACGUUGUGAAACAGCAAAUAAAGAAGAGAAUAAAGACAAAAACCGAUACCCCAACAUCCUGCCAGAUGACAAUUUCAGAGUGACUUUGACAGCUAUAGAUGGGGUGUCAGGCUCAGAUUACAUUAACGCCUCAUACGUUGAUGGUUUUAAAGUGAAGAAUAAAUUCAUAGCAGCUCAAGGACCCAAGGAAGAGACUGUAGCAGAUUACUGGCGAAUGAUAUGGGAACAGAAAUCUGCCACCAUUGUUAUGUUAACAAAUGUAAAAGAGAAAAAGGAGGAGAAGUGUUAUAAGUACUGGCCUGAUCAGGGUUUGUGGACGUAUGGAGCAAUACGGGUCUCAGUGGAAGAUGUCACCGUGCUUGUGGAUUACACCAUACGCAAGUUCACCAUACAGAAUCAAACAGUUGGCAACAAAGCUCCAAGACUAGUGACACAGCUUCACUUCACCAGUUGGCCUGACUUUGGUGUUCCCUUUGCACCCAUUGGGAUGCUCAAAUUUCUGAAGAAGGUUAAAGCACUGAACCCUUCCUAUGCAGGACCUAUUGUAGUUCACUGCAGUGCAGGGGUUGGCAGGACUGGAACCUUCAUUGUUAUCGAUGCUAUGAUUGAUAUGAUGGAGGCAGAGCAGAAGGUGGACGUCUUUGGUUUUGUGUCACGAAUUCGCAAUCAACGGCCACAGCUAGUUCAAACUGAUAUGCAGUAUUCCUUCAUUUAUCAAGCGCUGCUUGAACAUUACUUGUACGGUGACACAGAGCUGGAUGUGAGCUCUUUAGAGAAGCACAUACAGAAACUCCGAAAUAAAGCAGGGAAGUUCGACAUCACUGGCUUAGAAGAAGAAUUCAGCAAAUUGACUACAGUCCGAAUAAGGAAGGACAAUAUGCGAACAGGGAAUAGGCCAGUGAACAUGAAAAAAGCCAGAGUCCUUCAGAUCAUUCCCUAUGAUUUUAACAGAGUUGUUUUGCCCAGGAAAAGGGGACAGGAAUUCUCAGAUUACAUCAAUGCUUCAUACAUAGAUGGCUAUCGACUGAAGGAUUAUUUUGUUGCAACUCAAGGACCUAUUGUUCACACAGUAGAAGACUUUUGGAGAAUGGUUUGGGACUGCAAGUCGCACACAAUUGUAAUGCUAACCGAACUCAGAGAAAGAGAACAGGAAAAGUGCUCCCAGUAUUGGCCCUCUGAGGGCUCCACGAAGUAUGGGACGUACACUGUAGAGAUGAAGAAUGACAACAUUGGUGAUGCUUUCAGUCUUAGAGAUCUCACAGUCACAAACACUGUUGAAAACAAGGAGAGGACAGUACGACAGUUUCAUUUUCACGACUGGCCUGAGAUCGGCAUCCCACUGGAGGGUAAAGGGAUGAUAGACCUAAUCGCAGCAGUCCAGAAGCAACAACAAAAGUCCGGCAAUCAUCCGAUCAUAGUGCAUUGCAGCGCUGGUGCUGGCAGAACAGGUACAUUCAUUGCACUGAGUAACAUUUUGGAGCGAGUGAAAGCUGAAGGCCUUCUAGAUGUUUUCCAGACUGUUAAGAGUUUACGAAUGCAACGACCACAUAUGGUGCAGACAUUGGAGCAGUAUGAUUUCUGCUACAAGGUGGUGCAAGAUUUCCUCGACAUUCACUCCGAUUAUGCCAACUUCAAAUAAAUAUGUUUGCCUUACAGAUUUUUUUUAUCUUUUGAAUUGUUAGCUGAUGGGCCAGUAAAGCAUUUUUUGUACAUUAAAUUAUCAAGAAUUUAUUUUGUAUUUUGCUACGCACUUGAUGUUUAGAAGAAUAUUACUAAUAAGUUGAAGGCCUUUCCUUCAUUGUCUCGUGAUUGCGCUUUGAAAGCAUUUAGGUUACAGUAACUGGGGAGUCACACUUCUAUUAACAGUUGUGUGAUGUUUCUAACUGAGUGAACAAAGUACAUUUUCUGUCAUAAUCUCCCGGCAGAACAUUAUUUAAACAGAAUAGGUCAUUAUCACUCAUAUUAUGUUGAAUCUUGAAUGUACAGAAAAGUGAAAAUCUACUGAUAAAACAGCUUCACUUGCUUUGAAAAAAAUAUCAACAAUCUCUGAACCCCCUCCAAGUGUUACAUAAUGUGAAUUUAUACUGUGCAUUAGAGUUUGCUUUGUUUUCAGAAGGUUGGGUGUGAUGCAUAUAAUAGAUAUAUUUUUCUAUGAAAAGUUUACAGUGUUAUAAUGUUAGUUGCAUAUCAUGCGUUUUGGCUUACCUGAUGGCUUUAUUGUUUGUAAACAUGAUGAAUGAUAAUACAGUUGUUCAGAAGUC